AGGGAUGCCGCUGGCAAGAAUAGUUCCUUAAAUUGGGAUGGGAGAGCAAAAUUAACUGCGAACUCAGGAGCUGUUGGUUCAUUGACAGAAUCUGGACAUUCAACCGCGAUUUCAAAGAGUGUGGAUCCUCUUGCCAAAUCUACUUCCAAGGCGGAUCCUCUUUCAAAGCCUAAUACCAAUUCAUACAAUAAUCAUCAACGCUCCCUGCCAAAUCCAGGUAAACCACCAAAUUCUGAUCAAACAACCACUACUUCAGCAAGAAAUUCUGAAAUGAAAAGCAAUUCCAUAACGAGCCAUGGACAAGGAUGUGGCAAUUCCAGUCGUAGUGACAGCAUAGAGAGCUCCUGUGCACCUCAUAAACCUCAUACUGGUGGUGAUGUUAGAUGGGAUGCCAUUAAUAUUAUGAAAGCCAAACCUACUCCAAUUGAUCUCAGCAAUUUUCGGCUUCUCAAGCGCCUUGGUUAUGGAGACAUUGGUAGUGUCUAUCUUGUUGAACUCAGAGGAACCAACGCACACUUUGCCAUGAAAGUUAUGGACAAAGCUUCUCUUGCAAGUAGAAACAAGUUAUUGCGAGCACAGACAGAAAGGGAGAUUCUUGGACUUUUGGACCACCCAUUUUUGCCUACUCUGUAUUCUUACUUUGAGACUGAUAAAUUUUAUUGCCUGGUAAUGGAAUUCUGCAGUGGAGGAAAUCUCCAUUCCCUUCGACAGAAGCAACAAAACAAGCACUUUACUGAAGAGGCUGCAAGGUUUUAUGCAUCAGAGGUGCUACUGGCUCUUGAGUAUCUACACAUGCUAGGCAUCGUGUAUAGAGAUUUAAAGCCAGAGAAUGUGCUAGUAAGAGAUGAGGGACAUAUCAUGCUUUCAGAUUUUGAUCUAUCACUUCGUUGCUCUGUCAGUCCCACGCUAGUCAAAUCCUCAUCUGUACAUGUCAACAAUGGUACUUCUGGUUCUGGAGCAAUUCUAAAUGAUGAGCAUGCAGUGCAUGGUUGCACGCAGCCAUCAACUUCUUUUUUCCCACGUAUUUUGCCUUCCAAAAAGAACCGCAAAACUAAAUCAGAUUUUGGUAGCUUGGUUGGAGGUGCCCUCCCAGAACUGAUGGCAGAACCUACGAACGUACGGUCCAUGUCAUUUGUUGGUACGCAUGAAUAUUUAGCCCCUGAGAUUAUCCGUGGAGAGGGUCAUGGAAGUGCAGUGGACUGGUGGACAUUUGGUAUCUUCUUAUAUGAACUGUUACAUGGCACAACUCCCUUCAAGGGACAAGGAAACCGCGCAACCCUGUUUAAUGUUGUAGGGCAGCCAUUGAGAUUUCCAGAAAGUCCGCAAGUGAGUUUUGUGGCUCGAGAUCUUAUAAGAGGACUUUUAGUUAAAGAACCACAUAAUAGAAUUGCUUAUAAAAGAGGUGCUACAGAAAUAAAACAGCACCCAUUUUUUGAGGGAGUCAACUGGGCUCUAGUGAGAAGUGCAAUGCCUCCCCAUAUACCUGAACGUGUAGACUUUUCAUUAUUUGCCGCAAAAGAGUCUGCUCCUGGAGCUGCAGCCAAGAAGGUGGCACCAGAAGCUGUAGCUGAUAAAGACUGUGGAAGUCCUAAAGAUUCUUAUGUAGAAUUUGAGUAUUUCUAGAAUUUGGAUAAAAAAUUGUGCUUCUUUUACUUGUGUACAAACAACUAUAAGGGAAUCCUAAUAAGACACUUUAAUGGAAGGCGAUCAUAGAUCAUGUUACCAAAA
Molecule: messenger RNA, 1728 nt
Organism: Mangifera indica (mango)
Lineage: Eukaryota; Viridiplantae; Streptophyta; Magnoliopsida; Sapindales; Anacardiaceae
Product: serine/threonine-protein kinase AGC1-7-like
Exons: 2
Coding region: 271-1623 (450 amino acids)
Biological process (GO): protein phosphorylation
Cellular component (GO): cytoplasm; plasma membrane; nucleus
Molecular function (GO): protein serine/threonine kinase activity; ATP binding
Source: RefSeq, a predicted model, not a curated record